AUAACUCCCACCCAAAACAAAACAGAACAUAACUUUAAGUCUUUAACACCAAAAAAAAUCUUUAUAUUCGGACAAUCUAUAACCACUUUGUACUUAUAUCAAUACAAGAACUAGUAUUGCAAUGGAUAAUAAUAACGAUGGGAUCAUUCUUGCGGAGAUGAGGCCAAAGAGGCGUGCGGGACGCAAAGUAUUCAACGAGACACGUCACCCAGUUUUCAGAGGAAUACGACGGAGGAACGGCGACAAAUGGGUCUGCGAAGUCCGAGAGCCGACGCACCAACAACGCAUUUGGCUCGGGACUUACCCUACAGCUGACAUGGCUGCACGUGCACACGACGUGGCUGCUCUAGCUCUGCGCGGGAGAUCCGCGUGUUUGAAUUUCGCCGACUCCGCCUGGCGUCUCCCCGUGCCGGAGUCAAACCACCCGGACGUCAUAAGGAGAGUCGCGGCUGAAGCGGCGGAGAUGUUCAGGCCGACGGAGUAUGGGAGUGGAAUCACGGUUUUGCCCUCUUAUGGUGAUGAGGUUUAUUUGGGUUCUGGUUCGGAGGAGAGGAAUGUUUAUGGAUAUGUGGAGGAGGAGGAAGAGGAAGUGUCGACGACUAUGAUGAGACUUGCGACGGAGCCGUUAAUGUCGCCGCCACGGUCGUAUAUGGAAGGUGUGACUCCUAAUGGUUAUAUGGAUGAAGAGAUGAGUUAUGAGGAUAUGUCACUUUGGAGUUACCGUUACUAGGCGGGAUGCACAUUAGUAUACAUAUGUUUUUUUAAAAAUAUGUAAUAUGGUAAAAGUGUGCAAUAGUGUGUUGAGUUUAAGAUUUCCCAUUUUGGAGGUUUUUUUGGAUCCUCUGGUUGAGUUAGAAGUCUCCCUGAUGGAAUAUUUUUGUAUUGUUCUUGUGAGAAAAUAUGUUAUAAAAUGUUUGGGCUUUAUGAAUCUUUAUACAAAGCAUAGGCCGAACUGAAUGUAUAACCAUCAGCUUAAAGUACUAUGCUUUGAAUCAAAAUAUAGAUUAAAUUGGGCCUAUGCUUUGAUCAAAAUAUUUGUACAUACAAAAUAUUUUUCUACAAAGUUUGGAUUAUAG
Messenger RNA from Eruca vesicaria subsp. sativa (arugula), 1076 nucleotides. The record is from the annotation of a GenBank genome assembly. NCBI's taxonomy places the organism in Eukaryota, Viridiplantae, Streptophyta, Magnoliopsida, Brassicales, Brassicaceae.